AGGAGGCUUUCAGGUGGCAGAAGCCCCGGCGGGGCCCCUCCCCCGCCCCAGCAGCGGCGCCCGGGCGCGCGGAGCGGGCAGAGUUUCGCAGCCCGGGUGGGAGAUGCCGCUCUGGCGCUGUCUCCUUGCAGAUUUGCAGCCAACAUAAUGCUGGAGCUCCACAGUCGAAACAAGCAUUUCACAGAAUGGCACAGUCAGAAUUUAAUUUGGAUCAUGAAAUAUCAUGGUUUGUGCUUCCCUCUUAUUGGGCUAAAAUUAUUGUUGGACUCCUUUCCUGCAUGUGCUUUGCUAACAGCUACGAUGGAGAUUUUGUCUUUGAUGACUCUGAAGCUAUCCUCAAUAAUAAGGACCUCCGGGCAGAAACUCCACUUGGUGACCUGUGGCAUCAUGACUUCUGGGGUGGCAAACUCAGCAGCAAUACCAGCCACAAAUCAUAUCGACCACUUACGGUCCUAACUUUCAGAAUUAAUUACCUUUUUGCUGGAGGCUUUCACCCGGUGGGCUUUCAUGUCCUCAAUAUAAUACUGCAUUGUGCUAUUUCUGUGUUAAUGGUUGAUGUCUUCUCGAUAUUAUUGGGUGGGCUACAAUACAACAGUAAAGGAAGAAGGCUAAAUCUUGCUCCAAAAGCAUCUCUUCUAGCUGCUUCACUGUUUGCUGUGCAUCCAGUGCAUACUGAAUGUGUUUCAGGGAUUGUUGGCAGAGCAGACCUGUUGUGUGCCCUGUUCUUUUUGUUGUCUUUCCUUGGCUACUGUAAAGCCUUUAGAGAAAAUAAGGAAGGGAACCACUUUUCUAUAUUCUGGGUACUGGCGAGUAUUCUCCUUGGUGCAAUAGCCAUGCUGUGCAAAGAACAAGGAAUUACAGUACUGGGUGUGAACGCUAUCUUUGAUGCUCUGGUGAUUAACAGACUAAAUAUUUUGGAAGUUAUUCAAAAGGUACUACAUAAAGACAAAUCAUUGGAGAGUGGUGGCUUGUUUAGAAAGGGACUCUUCUUCAGGAUAACUCUUCUGUUGUUGGGAGGGGCCACGAUGCUCUGCAUGCGUUGGAGAAUUAUGGGUACAGGACCACCUGCUUUUACUGAAGUAGACAACCCAGCUUCGUUUGCAGACAGCUUGUUUGUGAGAGCUAUAAACUAUAAUUACUACUAUUCGCUGAAUGCAUGGUUGCUGCUGUGUCCCUGGUGGCUGUGUUUUGAUUGGUCAAUGGGCUGCAUACCCCUUAUUAAAUCAGUCAGUGACUGGAGAAUAAUUGCACUAGCAGCACUUUGGUUCUGCCUAAUUGGCCUGAUAUGCCAAGGUCUGUGCUCACAAGACAGCCAUAAGAGAAGAAUUCUUACACUGGGACUGGGAUUUCUUGUUAUCCCUUUUCUUCCUGCAAGUAACCUGUUCUUCCGAGUAGGAUUUGCUGUUGCAGAGAGAGUCCUCUACCUCCCCAGUAUUGGCUACUGUAUGCUACUUACAUAUGGAUUUGGUCUGUUGAGCAAACAAGCUAAGAAAAAGAAAAUGCUUGCUGCUGCGGUUCUUGGGAUCCUGUUGACUAACAUGCUGCGGUGUGCUAUCCGUAGUAACCAGUGGCGGUCUGAAGAACAGCUCUUUAGGAGUGCUCUAUCAGUGUGCCCUCUCAAUGCUAAAGUGCACUACAAUGUUGGCAAAAACUUGGCUGAUAAAGGCAACCAAACAGCUGCAAUCAAAUACUACAGGGAAGCUGUAAGAUUGAACCCCAAAUAUGUACACGCCAUGAACAACCUUGGAAACAUCUUGAAAGAAAGAAAUGAGCUCCAGGAAGCAGAGGGGCUGCUGUCUUUAGCUGUGCAAAUACAGCCUGAUUUUGCUGCUGCAUGGAUGAAUCUAGGAAUUGUGCAGAACAGUUUAAGAAGGUUUGAACAGGCAGAACAAAGCUACUGGACAGCAAUUAAGCACAGAAAAAAAUACCCAGAUUGUUACUACAAUUUAGGACGGUUGUAUGCAGAUUUGAAUCGCCACAUAGAUGCAUUGAAUGCAUGGAGGAAUGCUACAGUUCUGAAACCAGAGCACAGUUUGGCUUGGAACAACAUGAUUAUAUUACUUGAUAAUACAGGGAACUUAGCACAGGCUGAAGCAGUUGGAAGAGAAGCCCUGGAACUGAUACCUAAUGAUCAUUCUCUUAUGUUUUCUCUGGCAAAUGUACUGGGAAAAUCACAGAAAUAUAAGGAAUCUGAAGCUUUGUUCCUCAAGGCAAUUAAAGCCAAUCCAAAUGCAGCUAGUUAUCAUGGUAAUUUAGCUGUGCUUUACCAUCGCUGGGGAAAUCUUGACUUAGCCAAGAAACACUAUGAAGUCUCUCUGAAGCUUGACCCUGCUGCACCCGGGACCAAGGAAAACUACAGCCUCUUAAAAAGAAAACUGGAACAAUUGCAAAAGAAAGGCGAUGUCUGAUGUUUCUUUUUAGGCUGUCAGUGCAUGCUACAUACAUUUUAAAUGUUACAUGGAUACUUUUAACCAUGUAAAAGAUUCAGUCACACAGUUUUUAAAAAUUACAGCACCACCAAUGCACACUCAAAUACUUGAUUUGAUCUUAUAUUGGAUAUAUGGGGGUUUUUUUAGUUCACGCAACUGUAAAUUCAAGAAUUUCACCUCAAUAUUAGUUAUCUUUCUGGUUUUUUUUUUAAUUUAACUGUUUUAAAGUCCAUUAAAUACACUGACAUGGGUAUAUGAAAUGUAGGCUUGAGUUUCACAACUUUUCUUCACAACACAGUAAGUAAAUAGCAAAGUUUAUUUUCAUAUGCUGUUGACUCAUUCAUCUGAUUUUUAGUAGCAGGGUAGAAUAUUAAAAUGCAAAAAGUGACUGUAAAAAUGGCACUCACCUACUUGAAAAUGUGAUUCCUUACAUAUAUGCAGUCAUAGCUAUUCACAUCAGAGAAUGAAAUGGAUUCCAUUUGCAUAGCACAUCAACAGAAUAGUUAAACAUUACAACUGUAGGUCCAAAUUCUGUCCUCAUUUGUGCUGGCGCAAACUCGUUGGCAAAUCUGGAGUUGGCAAAAGUGUAAAUGCAAUCAUUUGACAAGCAUAGGGUUAUCAACUACAUGUGAUGGUGCACUUGGUCAAUGUAUUUUAGGGUGCAAGGACCCUAAGGACAGAGUCUUCCCAGAGCAAUGUAGUGUAACAAGUGGGCAGCAGUGUCUUAACAGUGCCGAUCCAAGGUUUUCCCCAUCAGCCUCUGCUGGCGGAGUUCCCCUAGAACCAUUCCCAAAUAGCAGGUUAAAGUUGUUGUAACCCUUAUGGUAAGAUGGUAGGGCAAACGUCUAUGCCAGGGGUUAAUCUUUAUCCUCUUGAGUAUAGUAGCUCCCACUGGUUCAGAAAGUUGCAACUUGGAGUCCCUGUGUCAGGGAUGAACUAAGCCCAAAGCUGUUGUGCAUGUGUAAUUGACACAGAAACUAGCCUGCAGAAUCCUUUGCUACUGGCACUGAACUGAAAGAACUCAAGAUUUGCUUUCAGAUCUUAGGAUGCGUUUGCUAAAGUCAUGGUUAGGAGGAAAAGUCUUUUGAUUUGUAAACUGAGAAAAUACUAUAUGGAAAUAACUAAGAUACUUGAACAGCCUCACUAUUGGAGUAUGCUGCAUUUCAAACUUAGCAGCACUAAGGAGGGAGUUAAAUGCUAUUUGUGUGCUAGUAUUUUAGCUCAUUGUAAUAUUGCUGUUUCAGUAAAUAUUUAUCUUUUUAUAAAGAAAUGUGAAGGACAGUCUGUUGGAUAUGAGAAUUGAGAUUUGACUACCUCUUUCUUCAUGUCCCUGUGUUCUAUAUUUUUUCCAUAGGAAGAAACUGAUUCAUGCAAUAUUUGCAGAUUUCCUAACUUGUGUGGUAAUAUUGUAUAGGCAGUUCUGGAAUACUCUUAAUAUAUCACUCACCUAAAUAUGAAACUGUUUAAUACGUAAGGUGCAUGUCUGCCAUAGUAAAGAAUAUUACAUGACAUUACCCUUCUGAAUACCACGUAAAUAUUUUACAUCUAUAGUACAGCAUUUUAAAAUGUUGUUUUGCUUGUAAAAGCGUGCCACAUUUUUAACUAAAAUACAAGUGGCAAGUUUUUAUAGAUAUUUUAUAUUCUGUCCUACAGCUCAGACUAAUAUGCAUCAGAUGUAGGAGACAUUGUGUUAAAUAGGCCUCUAGACCAAAAAAAAAAAGAUGGAUUUUGCUAUGGAAACUAGUUUCUAGCAGACAAAAGAAAUGACUUUUCACAGAAAAAGCCAUAUUUGUUUAUUCAUGUCUGAUGUAAUUAAGUUCUAAAUUAUUGUUCUUGUCAUGCAGUUCAUAUGUAUAAUCAUCCUUAUUGGCAUGUACUGUUAGUUUUGUAUUAAUCCAAUAGAUCAAUAUGAUACCAAGGGCAUGAAAUCUGCAUUUCAUUAAGCAGCAAAGCAUUAUAUGCAUUCAUCUUGGGAUGCUGACUUGUCCUCCUACUCUGAAUUUCUGAUGGAUUGGACCUCCUCUUUUUUACAAGUUAGUAUUUAAAAUGUUGGUUUACUUUUCUAGUACCAAUCUUAUGAUCUCUUCUUGAUUUAUUUUCAGGCUAUUUAACAUCAUUUAUCUUUGUGUUGGUCUUCAUUGUUUUAAUUUAUAAUUCAUUAUUUAGUGCAAUAAAAAUUGAAAGGUAAUCACUUACAUGAACAUAACGAUAUACUUAAGCCAGAGUAUAAUAUUGGAGCUCAAUUGGCUUCUGAAGAAGCCAAUGUAUAAGAUUGUUUAUAUAAAAUACAUAUAUUUUUCAAGAACUAGGGCUGUAAGCUUAGGCUUAUCAGGUAGUCAAGUCGCUACUCGCUCCCCCCCCACUUUGCCUUGCUGCCUCUGUAUCUGGGGCAGCAAGGGGGAGGGAGGGAAGCAGGAGCCGGUUCUCUGGGAGCCAACUUCAAAGACCUGGCAGGAUUUUACUACAUUUAAAAUGCAGAGCUGCUGUGGUCCUGGAACUAGUGAGAGUCGGAACUCCUUGAUUAGCUAAUUAACCACUACUUAACAUUCCUAACACUAAAUAGAAUAGCCAAUCCAUGUUAUCCUCCCAAUUUGCAGUUCAUUCUCAGGGUAUUAGGAUUAUUUAAAUAUUUACAAAUGUACCUUUUUAAAAUGUUUAGAAAAUAUUGCCUGCAAGAGAAAAAUAUAUACAGGGAGUCCCUGUUCACAUGGGGUAUUGUGUUCCUGAAAAAGACGAUGGAUAUCGAAACAACAUUUAUGGGGAAAAAUUCCCCAAUAUGAAAUCAUGGACUAAGGAAGGUGAUGCAUUCACAACUUCACCACACUCAUCUAUGACAGUGUUCUUUUUUCCUAAAUCAGGGGCAGGGAAACUUUUUUUGGGUCAGGGGCUGCUGACUCACAGAAAAAUCAGUUGGGCGGGAGCCAGUGAGAGCUGGAGUACUAGCACAGGCUCCCCAAUGCUAGGGGGGAGGAGCCCUGAGCUCCAGGGGCUGGAUCUAGGCAAGCCAGGGACAACAUCUUUAGAUUCCCCACCCCUGGCCUACACAGUUCCUUUUUACAAUGGCAGGUUAUACAGUGCACAUUUUACACAUAAAAUAAAGAAUAAAAUAGUGUAGACCCCUACUAACACCAUUCAAACACGUAGAACUUUUCAAUACAAUAAAUAAGGUACAGUAAUAGUAUAAAAAAGUCAACUAUGCUAAACUUAGAUACGAGUGGUGGGGGUUUUCUUGGGCUUGCUUUUUGAUUACAGAAGUCUUAAGAUUUUAUUGAUGUCUAUGAAUCUUUGAAUGAUAGAGCUCUCUGUAGCAAAUUGCUGCAUUAGGAGUCUUUGAGAACUGUCUGCCAAAGUUUCCAAGAGGAUCACCAUUCUGCAUGAUUUCAUUCAUC
Molecule: messenger RNA, 5818 nt
Organism: Pelodiscus sinensis (Chinese soft-shelled turtle)
Lineage: Eukaryota; Metazoa; Chordata; Testudines; Trionychidae
Gene: TMTC4
Product: transmembrane O-mannosyltransferase targeting cadherins 4
Biological process (GO): protein O-linked glycosylation via mannose; endoplasmic reticulum unfolded protein response
Cellular component (GO): endoplasmic reticulum
Molecular function (GO): protein binding; mannosyltransferase activity
Source: RefSeq, a predicted model, not a curated record